AUGGACGUCAACGAUACAAAAAUUUAUAAACACAGAUGGGACAAAGGCAACGAUGUCGACCAAUGGUUCCUCAUGGGAUCUCCCGUACCUGUGAUGAUGAUCAUGGCUUCCUACUGGCUGUUUGUUUUAAAACUUGGACCUAUGUAUAUGAAGCAUAGAUCGCCUUACCCUCUUGGAACUUCAUUUUUGUGGAAUAAUGGAGUAUUACAAACGGAAUGUUUAAAGGCGGACAUGAGGAAAACUGCCACGAUAGGCACAUACACGUACUUCCUGGCGAAAUUAUCGGAGCUUCUAGACACGGUCUUCUUCAUACUUCGCAAGAAAUACAACCAAGCGAGUUUCCUCCACAUCUACCAUCACUCCUGCACCGUUCUCAGCACGUGGGCGGUAUUGAAAUACGAGCCCAAUGUUAACGCUUUAGUUUUCAUUGGCACGAUAAAUUCCUACGUCCAUAUUGUGAUGUAUUCGUAUUACGGUCUGUCCGCAUAUCCAGAGUUGGCGAAAUACCUCUGGUGGAAGAAGUAUAUAACUAAAAUGCAAUUGGUACAAUUCGUCCUCAUAUUAGCGCACUUUUUAACCGAAUACAAGCUAGCCAAAUGCAAACCCUCCUACGUAGUUACGAGUGUUGUGUGUUUCAACUUAUUGCUAUUUGUUUAUUUGUUCACCGAUUUCUAUAGAAAGACGUAUAAGAAAAACCAAUCUGUAGAUAACGACAGGAAAGGCGUAAAGAAAGUAGAUUAG
Zerene cesonia (dogface butterfly) is the source of this 741-nucleotide messenger RNA. Its product is annotated as elongation of very long chain fatty acids protein 7-like. Gene Ontology annotation, biological process: fatty acid elongation, monounsaturated fatty acid; sphingolipid biosynthetic process; very long-chain fatty acid biosynthetic process. The record is from RefSeq and is a predicted model, not a curated record. The transcript has 5 exons. Lineage: Eukaryota; Metazoa; Arthropoda; Insecta; Lepidoptera; Pieridae. The coding region runs from base 1 to 741 and encodes 246 amino acids. Gene Ontology annotation, molecular function: fatty acid elongase activity. Gene Ontology annotation, cellular component: endoplasmic reticulum membrane.